CCCCGUUUCCCGGAGCCCGCGCCGCGCCGCGCAACGCCCGCCGGGAGCGGCCGCGGCGGCCAAGAUGUCGCAGCCCAAGAAAAGGAAGGUUGAGGCGCAGGGCGGCGGCGACGGCGGGGAGGGAAGCGAGGAGGAGGACGGCGGGGGGCGCGAGGCGGGCCCGCAGCGGCCCCGGAGGACCAGGCGGGAGCGGGACCAGCUGUACUACGAGUGCUACUCGGACGUGUCGGUGCACGAGGAGAUGAUCGCGGACCGCGUCCGCACCGACGCCUACCGCCUGGGCAUCCUGCGGAACCGGGCGGCGCUGCGCGGCAAGGCGGUGCUGGACGUGGGCGCGGGCACCGGCAUUCUGAGCGUCUUCUGUGCCCAGGCCGGCGCCCGGCGCGUGUACGCGGUGGAGGCCAGCGCCAUCUGGCAGCAGGCCCGGGAGGUGGUGCGGCUCAACGGGCUGGAGGACCGGGUGCACGUGCUGCCCGGGCCGGUGGAGACGGUGGAGCUGCCGGAGCGGGUGGACGCCAUCGUGAGCGAGUGGAUGGGCUACGGGCUCCUGCACGAGUCCAUGCUGGGCUCCGUGCUCCACGCGCGGACCAAGUGGCUGAAGGAGGGCGGUCUCCUCCUGCCGGCCGCCGCCGAGCUCUUCGUGGCCCCCGUGAGCGAUCAGACGCUGGAGUGGCGCCUCGGCUUCUGGAGCCAGGUGAAGCAGCACUACGGCGUGGACAUGAGCUGCCUGGAGAGCUUCGCCACGCGCUGCCUCAUGGGCCACUCGGAGAUCGUGGUGCAGGGCCUGUCCGGCGAGGACGUGCUGGCCCGGCCGCAGCGCUUCGCCCGGCUCGAGCUGGCCCGCGCGGGCUUGGAGCGGGAGCUCGCGGCGGGCGUGGGCGGGCGCUUCCGCUGCAGCUGCUACGGCUCGGCGCCCAUGCACGGCUUCGCCAUCUGGUUCCAGGUGACCUUCCCGGGAGGGGACUCCGAGAAACCCCUGGUGCUGUCCACCUCGCCUUUUCAUCCGGCCACCCACUGGAAGCAGGCGCUCCUCUACCUGAACGAGCCCGUGCAGGUGGAGCAGGACACGGACGUUUCCGGAGAGAUCACGCUGCUGCCCUCCCGGGACAACCCCCGCCGCCUGCGCGUGCUGCUGCGCUACAAAGUGGGGGACCAGGAGGAAAAGACCAAAGACUUUGCCAUGGAAGACUGAGUUUUGCCUUUUCCCCCAGCUCCCUCCCCUGGCAGCCUGACCUGCGUGGGAGAGGGCAGGGAGGUCGCAGGAGAAAGGGAGAUCCCACGUGCAAGUAGGGGGUGACAUCCCUGUCUCCCCUUUCCCUCGUGGCUCGGGAGGGAGAGUGAUUUCAGGGUCUGUUUGAGGAGAUUCUUCUGGCGAUGUUUAUUUUGAAAAGUUAUCCCCCUCGACGACGGAUACAGCGUGCUUAGUAAUGGGCUUUUAAGCCUCUGAAGCAUGUAGUACCAAGCACUUGUAUUUCCAUUUUUUUUAUGUUUUCUGGGAAAAAUAAACACGAAUGAAAAUGUCA
Lemur catta (Ring-tailed lemur) is the source of this 1523-nucleotide messenger RNA. RefSeq names its product protein arginine methyltransferase 6 (gene PRMT6). The record is from RefSeq and is a predicted model, not a curated record. Gene Ontology annotation, molecular function: protein-arginine N-methyltransferase activity. Bases 65 to 1192 code for a protein of 375 amino acids. NCBI's taxonomy places the organism in Eukaryota, Metazoa, Chordata, Mammalia, Primates, Lemuridae. The transcript has a single exon. Gene Ontology annotation, biological process: peptidyl-arginine methylation.